This is a messenger RNA of Auxenochlorella protothecoides, 1059 nucleotides long. Its product is annotated as Phosphoribulokinase, chloroplastic. The transcript is spliced from 5 exons. The record is from RefSeq and is a predicted model, not a curated record. NCBI's taxonomy places the organism in Eukaryota, Viridiplantae, Chlorophyta, Trebouxiophyceae, Chlorellales, Chlorellaceae. Gene Ontology annotation, molecular function: ATP binding; phosphoribulokinase activity. The coding region runs from base 1 to 1059 and encodes 352 amino acids. Gene Ontology annotation, biological process: carbohydrate metabolic process. Gene Ontology annotation, cellular component: chloroplast; cytoplasm.
AUGCUCGUCAUCCGGGCCGCUGGUCCCGGGCAGACGGUGGUCAUCGGCCUGGCGGCGGAUUCUGGCUGUGGCAAGUCCACCUUCAUGCGCCGGGUGACAGGCGUGUUUGGCGGAGUGCCCAAGCCCCCAUCAGGUGGCAAUCCCGACUCCAACACCCUCAUCUCCGACAUGACCACCGUCAUCUGCCUGGACGACUAUCACUCCCUGGACAGGAACGGGAGGAAGGUGGAGAAGGUCACCGCCCUUCACCCCCGCGCCCAGAACUUUGACCUGAUGUAUGAGCAGGUCAAGGCCCUGAAGAACGGCCAGUCUGUGCAGAAGCCCAUCUACAACCACGUGACGGGGGCGCUGGAUCCGCCGGAGGAGAUCACUCCCCCCAAGAUCCUGAUCGUGGAGGGGCUGCACCCCUUCUUCGAUGAUCGCGUGAACGACCUCAUCGACUUCCGCAUCUACCUGGACAUCUCCGACGCCACCAAGUUUGCCUGGAAGAUCCAGAGGGACAUGGAGGAGAGGGGGCACUCCCUGGAGAGCAUCAAGGCCAGCAUCGAGUCUCGGAAACCCGACUUCGACGCUUACAUCGACCCCCAGAAGGCCAAGGCCGAUGUCAUCAUCCAGGUCCUGCCAACUGACCUGGUGCCGGAUGAGAAGGAGGGCAAGAUCCUGAGGGUGCGCCUGAUCCAGAAGGAGGGGCGCGAGCUGUUCAGCCCCAGCUACCUCUUCGACGAGGGGUCCACCAUCUCCUGGGUGCCGUGCGGCCGCAAGCUCACCUGCUCCUUCCCGGGCAUCAAGCUCUUCUAUGGGCCAGACACCUACUACGGCGAGGAUGUCUCGGUCCUGGAGAUGGACGGGCAGUUUGAGAAGCUGGAGGAGCUGAUCUACGUCGAGUCGCACCUCUCCAACACCUCCACCAAGUUCUAUGGCGAGAUCACGCAGCAGAUGCUGAAGAACAGCAACUUCCCGGGGUCCAAGAACGGCACGGGGCUCUUCCAGGUCAUCACCGGGCUGAAGGUCAGGGAAGUGUACGAGCAGCUCACGCAGCGCGAGGUGGCCAGGGUCUAA